Ascochyta rabiei is the source of this 261-nucleotide messenger RNA. Its product is annotated as lariat debranching enzyme. The coding region runs from base 1 to 261 and encodes 86 amino acids. Lineage: Eukaryota; Fungi; Ascomycota; Dothideomycetes; Pleosporales; Didymellaceae. The record is from RefSeq and is a predicted model, not a curated record. The transcript has a single exon.
AUGGCCUCUAAAUUCGUUGAGAACCUCGAAGAGGUCCCAAUCACUCAUCCCCACCUCAACGUCAGUCUGGAAGACAUUCUCGCCGAAGAGGGUCGCAAAAGAUCCGCAUCCCAGUCCUCAGAGUCCUCCAACAGCAACGGCCGACCUGGCAGCGAAAGCGCACAAAGCCCGACCAGUCCCACCCAUCAUGAGGGCCACCUAGGAUCCAUCCGCCGGCGCGCACUCACGCUGGGAAGCAAGAAGGUCCGCCGUGGAACCUGA